Caenorhabditis angaria is the source of this 3404-nucleotide messenger RNA. The record is from the annotation of a GenBank genome assembly. Lineage: Eukaryota; Metazoa; Nematoda; Chromadorea; Rhabditida; Rhabditidae.
AUGGAAGUUGCCAUCGAAAAACAGUCUUCAAGAAUAACGCAAACUUCAAGAAGAACACCAAAAACCACAGUGAUUUCUUUGAAAUCCGUAGAGGAACGCGAAAAUUUCGAUAAUCAAUAUGAAUUUUUGCUGACAACUAUUGGUUUUGCGUGUGGUUUGGGAAAUAUUUGGAGAUUUCCACAAAGGGCUUAUGAGAAUGGAGGAUGUAAGUUUCAAAAUUCGAUAAGAACUUACCCUAACUUCCCGUGAAACAUUGUCGAAAUUCCGCUUUUCGUAUCGCCAAAUUUUUUCAAAAAAAAAAAUCAAAUUUCGUCCGGGAGAAGUACACGAUUCUUUUCGCUGCGGAGAACACACAUGUUUUUAAUCGGCCUCCCUUUACAGGGUGGCGCAUAAAUAUAGGUGCAUCGUUUUUCUGAUGGGGUUAAUGUAUUUUCAAAUAUUAUUUCAUGAUAUUUGGUGAAAUUUCAACUAAUAGGGUCCAAAACAAACACAAAUGAUGUUCACAUCAAUAUUUCAAACUAUGAUGAUGUUUGGAGCGGCCGCGUAUGUUGAGCUCGGGGCAAAUUCGCACGCACCUAUGUUCAACUUUGACCACGUGUAACUUCACGUUGGGUACAUGAAACCUAACAUGAAAAUACAUCAAAAUGUUCGAAAAAUGAAGAGGAACAAUGUUGAAACGUACUCAUCAUGAUUGACUAAUCUGCUGUUUAGAAUUCAUCAGUAUUGAACACCCCCCAAAACAGAAAAAUCAGCCAUUUUUCUCUCAAAUAUUGUUCUUUCGACCCAGAUCGCAUAAUUUCACAAAAGAUGGUGUGAUUGUAGUUGGAUUUAGUGUAAAAUUAGUUAUUUCAUAGUUUCUAUUCCUAUUACAAACAUAAAUAAAGUAUAUCUUAUAUUUUGUGCCUUCAAAUCCUUGAAAAUCAAAAAAUCUGAAAAUUUGAAGUUUUGACUGAAAUUCGAAAUUGUUUCGGGACAACCAAAAACUAGGACUGUGAAAAACUCAAAUUUAGACCUUUUUAAAAUGUAUCAAAACUUUAGAUCAUACAAAAUGACUGAAAAUCAACUGAAAUUCAUGGGUGAAAAAUUUCCUCCGGACCUGCGUGCUGAUUUUCAAAAUUUUUGAACAUUGAAUCUAAGUUUGACAGCCUGUCCGGUCUUUAAAUCAAUCAGUAUUGUUGAGAACACUUGAAGAUAAGAUAGAAUAACGCAUUAGCUUCAAAAUUAUGUAUAUAGACCCCAGAAAUAAUUUUGAGAAAAUCGUGGUAAAACCAUGUUAACAAAAAUGCAUCAUGCACCUAUAUUUAUGCGCCACCCUGUAUUUCAUUUUUCUUUUUUUUUUUCUCUGUUUCCACGUUGCAAGCUGAAAAAAGCGCAAAACUGAUCCAAUACGGUCUUUCCAGCCGCCUUCCUCUUCCCAUAUAUAACAUGUGCAAUUCUCUUCGGAAUCCCAACAGUUUACAUCGAAUUUCUUGCCGGACAACAUCAAGCAACUUCUCCACCAAUUGUUUUCCGGCGAAUCGCACCAAUUUUAGAAGGAAUCGGUUGGAUGACAUGCGCUAUUUCAACAAUUUCAGCGAUUUAUUAUAGUGUUAUUAUGGCAUGGUGUUUCGUUUUUAUUUUCAAUAUUUUUCGAGGUCACUUGGAACUUUGGAAUAAUUGUGAUAAUCCAUGGAAUAUUCGAGAAAUUUGUGUUGAAAUGCGAUCUUGUUCGAGGAAUUUGACUGAUUUAUCUGAAAAUGGAAAUGAAACUGAAAUUGCUUAUAAUAAUAACAUAGAAAAUUUGAUAUUUUUCAACGGAUCGUGCCAAAUUCCACCGGAUUUAAAUUCUACAAAAUUAAUUUCGCCAACUCAAGAAUAUUUCACAAAUCAUAUAUUACAACGAUCAGAUGGUUUUUUGAAUAUAACUGGAAUUAAUUGGCCAAUUUUAUUUUCAAUGACUUUUUGUUGGAUAUUGGUUGGAUUAUUGAUUUUUAAAGGAAUGAGAAUUAUGGGCAAGAUUUCAUAUGUGAGUUAAUGUGAAAUCCCAAACCUAAAGAAAAAAGCGGGAAAAAUAAGGGUGUGUGUCAACACCGACUGCCCGCAAACACCAAAUCCUACGCGCAAUCUUGUAAAAAUGAAACAACAACACUCCGCUCAAACAGGCAAGCGCCGCUGUUUUAAUUUAAUUUUUUUUCUUUUUUUUGUUUUGGAAGCAACUAGGCUUGUAGAAACAAUUUCAGAACAUUAAUUUCAGGUCACCGCAAUUGUUCCAUACAUUUUGGUCAUAAUUUUUGUGAUUCGUGGAUUCUUCCUUCCUGGUUCAUCAAAUGGUCUAUAUUUAUUCCUGGGCCGGCCGGAUUUCAAAAAACUGUAUUCACCUCGAACUUGGUCUGAAGCUCUCAAACAACUUUGUUUUUCAAUUUCCGUUGGACACGGUGGACUAAUGUCAAUGGCAUCUUAUAAUAAAAGAUCAUCAAAUCCAUUUCAAAAUGCUGUGAUAUUAAUAGUUGCUGAUACAUUUAUGAGUAUUUUGGGAGGUUUUGCUGUUUUUUCAACUCUUGGAUUUUUUGGCGGAAAAACGAGGAGUUGCUGUGGAGCAUGUUGUGGAAAGUGGUGUGAAUUUGAUUUUUGUUGCGUUUCCUGAAUCGUUUUCGGGACAUUCUGCGAUUUGGGCGGUGCUGUUUUUUGCGAUGUUGAUUAUUUUGGGAAUUGGAUCACAAAUGGGUGAGAAUAAAAAAUUAAAAAUUGACAAACAAUUCAUUUUUGCAGCCUUUGUCGAAUUAUUUUGUUCCUGUUUCUAUGAUCAACAUCCAAAUUUUCGACACAAAAAAUAUUUGAUAGUUCCAAUUUGGUGUCUUAUUUUAUACAUUUUCGGCCUCAUCUUCUCAACUUCUGCUGGUUUUUAUUGGUUUGAAUUAUUCGAUAAAUAUUCAGCUGGAUUCUCAUCAACAUUUGCAAUUAUUAUCGAAAUCUUAUGUCUAAUUUAUAUUUAUGGCGCGAGAAAUAUCAAAUUAGAUAUUGAAGAAUUAAUUGGACAACCAAAGAAUAAAAUAACACAAAUGAUUGGCGCACAUUCACCAUAUUUUAUUAUAAAUUGGCAAAUUAUUUCACCUGGAAUCGGAUUGAUUUUGAUUGUAUUUAUGUGUUUUGAGCAGAAAUAUUUGAUGGUUUUCGAUAUUUUUGGAUGGAUUUUGGCGUUUAUUCCGCUGUUUAUGAUUCCGAUUUUUGCAUGGAAAAAUUAUCGAUAUUUCAAAAUCAAUAAUUAUCCAAUUAAAGGUGUUUUAUCAAUUCAACGACAACAUUUAUCAUUUUCAAGGAUUUGUGAUAUUUAUUCGGAUGCGGAAUUUGAAGAAGCUAUGAAAUUGCCCGAACAUGAACCAUGGGAGAAUCCAAAUCAAGAAGAAAAUUUUGAAAAUGUGGAAUAA